Messenger RNA from Taeniopygia guttata (zebra finch), 1010 nucleotides. It is a transcript of the gene MPZL1, whose product is annotated as myelin protein zero like 1. NCBI's taxonomy places the organism in Eukaryota, Metazoa, Chordata, Aves, Passeriformes, Estrildidae. Gene Ontology annotation, cellular component: focal adhesion; plasma membrane; cell surface. The record is from RefSeq and is marked provisional.
GGAGGCGGCGGCGGCUGGAAGAUGGCGGCAGGCGGAGGCAGCGCGGGGCGGCCCUGCGCGGCGUGGCUGCUGAUCGCCGCCGCCGCCCUCAGCGCCGUCCAAGUAUCAGCAGUAGAGGUCAACACCCCGGAGGAGAUGUUUGUGGAGAACGGGACGGACGCAAAGCUCCCAUGCACGUUCACAUCCGUAGAAGUGAUCAGCAGUGCAGCAUCUGUCUCCUGGAGCUUUCAGCCAGAGGGAGCAGCCACUCGUAUCUCAUUUUUCUAUUACUCUAAUGGGAAGUCAUACCCUGGAAAGGACAUACCAUUUAAAGACAGGAUCACUUGGGCUGGAGAUCUUAACAAGAAAGAUGCUUCUAUCACUAUAUCAAACAUGCAGUUCCGGGACAACGGCACGUACAUUUGCGAUGUCAAGAACCCACCUGACAUUGUUGUCAAACCAGGAGAAAUCCGAGUUAGAGUUGUGGAGAAAGACAGCCUGCCUGCGUUCCCCAUUGCCACCGUGGCAGGGAUAGCCAUCGGUACGGUUACAGGUCUCUCAUCGCUCAUCUCUAUUGUCGUGUGUCUUGUCAUCAGAAAGAACAACUCUAAAAAACGAUACUCUGGAGAUCCUGAUAUAGACGCCAGAUUGGGAAUGUAACAGGGCUGGGUCUUCUCUUCCAGUCCCACUAGACACCAUGGGCCCAGUCAUUUACGCGCAGUUAGAUCACUCCGGGGGACAGCACAGCGACAAGAUCAACAAGUCAGAGUCUGUGGUCUACGCCGACAUUCGGAAGAACUGAGAUCCUCAGCUAUCCAAAGGACAACACACAUUCAGACUGGAAUUGCUUGAGCAAGAUUUGACCCAGAGAACUCACAUGUGGCCUUUGAUGCCUAGGCUAGGACCAAUGCAUGUGCAUACAGAGGGAGAGAUAUAUAUGUAUUGUGUGUAAAUAGUCUAUUUAAUCGUACAGAAGUGAGACCAAUGUUGCAUGUUGAAAUGCGGUAAGAAUUUUGCUUAUAAAUUGCCAA